Aspergillus affinis is the source of this 1269-nucleotide messenger RNA. RefSeq names its product MCT family MFS transporter. The coding region runs from base 1 to 1269 and encodes 422 amino acids. Gene Ontology annotation, biological process: transmembrane transport. The record is from RefSeq and is a predicted model, not a curated record. Gene Ontology annotation, molecular function: transmembrane transporter activity. The transcript is spliced from 3 exons. Lineage: Eukaryota; Fungi; Ascomycota; Eurotiomycetes; Eurotiales; Aspergillaceae. Gene Ontology annotation, cellular component: fungal-type vacuole membrane.
AUGUCGAUGUCGGAGAAAGAACACACCUCGGCGGAAACGCUGGUUGCUCCAGACGCGGAUUCGGGCCCUCCUGAUGGCGGAUUGCGUGCCUGGAUGGUCGUGGUCGGAGGAUUCUUGACGUACUUUGUGACAUUUGGCCUUCUUAAUUCCUUUGGCACCUUCCAGGCCUACUACGGGGAGCACAUCCUCGCCAGUCACAGCGAGAGCACAAUCUCCUGGAUUGGCUCCAUUCAAAUCUUUCUGUUGUUUAUAGGAGGCGUGUUCUUUGGCCCUGUCUUCGACACGAAAGGCGCCAAGGUCCUGUUUGUGCCCGGCACGAUAUUCUUCGCCCUGUCCUUGAUGUUCAUCAGUCUGUGCCAUAACUACUACCAGUUCAUUCUGGCACAGAGCCUUCUCUUCGGAAUUGGUGAUGCUAUGUUAUUCUAUCCCACAAUUUCCGCCAUUCCGCAUUGGUUUCACCGUCGACGGGGUCUGGCCUUGGGUAUUGUCGUGGCCGGUUCGUCUCUCGGAGGGAUCGCCUGGCCGCUGAUUUUAGACCGGUUGUUUAGCGCCGUUGGUUUUGCUUGGACGCUCCGCAUUAUUGGGUUCAUGUCACUAAGCCUACUUGCGCCGGCAUGUCUGAUGGUCGUGCCUCGUUUGCCACCCACCAAGGCGAGCGACGUGCCCAAAGCCGAGGUGAUGGCCAUUUUCAAAGACGCGCGAUUUUUACUGCUCGUCGCGGGCAUGCUGUUCGUCAUGUGGGGAAUGUUCGUUCCAUUCUACUACCUUCCCCUGUACGCCAUACAUCAGGGAGUGGACGCUGUUUUCGCCAACGACCUCGUUGCUAUUCUGAAUGCCGGCUCGCUCGUCGGUCGCGUUGUAUCUGGGGGGCUGGCGGACAAGAUGGGAAGAUUUAAUAUGGCCAUAAUCUGCUCGCUUUUCUCGGGAAUCGUUUUGUUUUGCCUGCACGUCAUGUGUGACAAAGGCAGCAUCGUGACCUUUGCCGUUCUGUACGGGCUGUUCUCCGGGGGGUUGAUUUCGCUGCAAUCAGCCUGCGUGGCCCAGAUAACAGAUAACAUGCAGAUAAUUGGCAUCAAAAUUGGCGUCAUGAUGGCCGUCUGCUCCGUGGGCGUUCUGACUGGUGCUCCCAUCGGCGGCGCCCUCAUCUCGACUGAAAACGGCGGAUAUUCCGGUCUGAUUAAUUUUGCUGGCGUAAUCCUUCUGGCAGGGACCGUUCUGUUAGCUGGAUCGCGAUGGGUAAUUAGUCGCAAUUUCUUUCAAGCCGUGUGA